This is a messenger RNA of Ruditapes philippinarum (Manila clam), 714 nucleotides long. RefSeq names its product neuronal acetylcholine receptor subunit alpha-3-like. Lineage: Eukaryota; Metazoa; Mollusca; Bivalvia; Venerida; Veneridae. Gene Ontology annotation, molecular function: extracellular ligand-gated monoatomic ion channel activity; neurotransmitter receptor activity; transmembrane signaling receptor activity. Bases 1 to 714 code for a protein of 237 amino acids. Gene Ontology annotation, biological process: monoatomic ion transmembrane transport; signal transduction; nervous system process. Gene Ontology annotation, cellular component: membrane; synapse; neuron projection. The record is from RefSeq and is a predicted model, not a curated record. The transcript has 2 exons.
AUGAUUUUGAUAUUUAUGAUAUAUUUCUGUGUGUUGCAAGUCAGUGCACGCGAGAAUCAUGAACAUUCGUUAACUGCUCUAAGGAAGCAGCUUUUCGAGAAUUACUACGCUGACGUAAGACCGGUCCUCAACCAUUCUCAACCAAUAAUUGUGACAAUUAACCUAACGUUACUGAAGAUACAACAAGUGGAUGAAAAGCGCCAGUCUUUGAGGACGACAGUAAAUCUUCUGCUAUCAUGGAAUGAUGAGUUGCUUAUUUGGAACAAGUCAGAGCAUGAGGGAAUAUCAAACUUUGUGUUUCCGUAUAAUAGGAAUGUUUGGAUACCGGAUAUAAUGGUGUCAAAUGCGUUAGACAAACCGGCAGAGUUGGGGUUGAAAGAAGCGUUUAUUUCUCUUACACACGCAGGAGAAGUUGUGGUAUGGACGCAAGUGAACUUCGAUACCUCCUGUGAAAUAAGGACUAAAAAGUACCCAUUCGAUGAACAACACUGCGAGAUACUCUUUACAAAGUUCAUGAAUGAAGAUGACAAACUAGAACUUAAAGCAACAGACAAUAAAACCAAUCUUGAAAUGUACAUUGAAACAGCCGAAUGGCAAAUUAUUGACAAUUACGUCAGAUACGAAAUUGAUGUAUAUGAUACAAAUAUAGGCCGUAUACUUGUUAGAGACAUUAAAAGUGGUGUUUCUAAGAGUGAAAUAACAGUACUUAUAUGA